AUGAAGUACGCUCUGCUCUUCAACGCAUUCACGGCCGUCUGCGUCGCAAAGGGACAGCCAAAGCUCUGCGGGUCCGACAAGCACAACAGUAUCCAGCAAGCCAUCGGCAAAUUCUGUCAGAAGACCAAUAUCGUCGUGCCUUCGACCUACGCAACCAAUGGCAUGAGGGGCAAUGAUGGCAAAGGGUUUGUCUCUAUUGAAGGUAAGAUCUCUGUCCGAAUCGUCAAAUUGGAUUGCGGCUGACUUAGAUACUUCAGGCACUUGCCACCCUCCACAGUGGGUUCCACAAGAGUACUGCAUGGAGCAGUUCAACAAUAUGUGCGCGAAUGAGGAGGUGACGAAGAAGUUUGGACGGAAUGGAUGUCAGACUUGGAUCACCUAUGGGCCCGCGUAG
Molecule: messenger RNA, 394 nt
Organism: Lecanosticta acicola
Lineage: Eukaryota; Fungi; Ascomycota; Dothideomycetes; Mycosphaerellales; Mycosphaerellaceae
Source: the annotation of a GenBank genome assembly